AUGGGGACGACUUUGCAGAGCCUGAGUGCUCUCAUGCAAAGAUCUACUAUAGAUGAUCAUGAAGAAUUCAUCAAAGCCUGCAACUCGAUAUUAAAAAAGUCUCGAGCCGAUGUGGACGCACAGCAUAUCAAAACUAUUGCGCUUAUCAAAUUGGACCGAUUUGAGGAUGCGAUUCGCGUGAUUGAGGAAGGGGGCGAUGAGUUGAAGAAAAGGCUGCCGCUUGAAUGGUCUUAUGCGCUGUAUAAAUCUGGGAAGUUGGACGAGGCGAUGUCAGUAGCUGCCUCUGUUGGUCCUGAAAGAGGUGCAAAGCAUGUUGAAUCACAAGCGUCCUAUAGAGCUGAAGAUUUUGACCGGACUCUCAAGAUCUACCAAGAUUUGAUCGGGGAUGAGAGAGCUUCCACAGGGGAGCUCACUGAUUUGCAAAUCAAUAUAGCAGCAACUGAGGCUCAAAGGCUUUGGGCAGGGAAAAGUAGCCUUGCAUGGGAUAUGGUACCAAAUCGGCAUGGUUUGGAUCUGGAUGUUUUUGAGACCGCUUAUAAUGUAGCAUGUGAACAUAUAGCCAGGGGCAGUUAUGAGAAGGCACUGGAACUUUUGACGAUAUCAAAAGGACUAUGCGAAGCGUCUGACGAGCUUUCCCCCGAAGACAAGAAAGCAGAAAUGUUGCCCAUCACAAUCCAGGAGGCACAUGUCUAUUUGCAGCAGGGGAAGGUUGAAGAGGCAGAAACGCUUAUUAGAGGCAUUGACUUUGCCGAGAUUACCGAAUCUUCUACUAAGAUCAUUGCUGAAAAUCUCGCUCUUCUUACAACCGAUCAUAACCUUAACCCUUACAUCAAACACAAGAACUUCGGACGAACUUCGAGACCGACUGAUAACGAUAAAUUAUUUUCCUAUCAGAACGUCACCUUGAACAGAAAUGCUUUUGUCAUCGAUCUCAUGGUCCAGAAGUUUGAUGGAGUUUCAAGGUCGACAUCUAAAACUCUUUCACGCCCCUCUUCUACUACCCUUUCAUCAGAUAUAAACUCUCUCGCCGUGUUCAAUGCUGCCGCCCACACGCAGGGAGCUGAAGGCAAGAAUGCGAUAAAGAAAAUAUCAUCUCUUGCUGAAAUACGUCCUCAUGAUCUCGGCCUCAUCUUGGUUCUUACUCAACUUCAUGUGGCAGAUGGAAACAUCAAUGCCGCAAUAUCCACGCUAGAGAGUUUCUCCAAGAAAUUGGAAGCAACUGGUGAUGACUCUCAGAUGAUGGUUCGAUUUAGCCCUGGCUUGGUGAACAUCCUAGUUACCUUGUACAGAACUCAAGGUCGCAAACAUCAUAUAAAUUCCGAGCUAUCAAAGGCUGCAAAGUAUUGGCUGGAGAAGGACCCUUCUUAUCACCCAAUACUACUACUACGCGCGGCGGCAAUAUCUCUCUUUAACUCACAUGACUCGGCAGACAUAUCGACUGCUACCGGAAUAUUUGCCCAUCUCCAUUCAAGAGAUGGCACUGAUCGCAUCGCAACUGCAGGUUUUGUCGCCUCUCAUGCCAUUUCCUCGCCGGCUCUUGUUGAGUCCCCCGUGAAAUCCCUUUUGCCCGUCCAAGAGUUGAUUGCCGGUGUAGAUGUGUCCUACCUGGAAAACGCCGGCAUUCAACUCCCUGUGAGCACAGCUGCCUCUACUUUAAGACAAGGCCAGAAACGGCGAGCACCGGACGCGGCGAAGAAAAAUAAACGGAUCCGAAAAGCGAAGAAUAUGGAUCCAAACGAGAAAGUUGACCCUGAGAGAUGGCUUCCCUUGAGAGACCGAUCGAGCUAUCGACCUAGAGGCAAAAAGGGCAAGCAAAGGGCAGCUGACCGAACCCAAGGUGGUGUAGUCAACGAUAAGGCAGAAGAUGGCCAUGGUUCGUCUACACCUGCAAAGGCCGGUAGCCAGGUGAUUGCAAGCACAGGAGGCACAAGGAAGAAAAAGGGAAAGGGGAAGAAGUAG
This is a messenger RNA of Nannizzia gypsea CBS 118893, 1959 nucleotides long. RefSeq lists its product as hypothetical. The record is from RefSeq and is a predicted model, not a curated record. Gene Ontology annotation, biological process: SRP-dependent cotranslational protein targeting to membrane. Gene Ontology annotation, cellular component: signal recognition particle, endoplasmic reticulum targeting. Lineage: Eukaryota; Fungi; Ascomycota; Eurotiomycetes; Onygenales; Arthrodermataceae. Gene Ontology annotation, molecular function: 7S RNA binding; protein binding; ribosome binding. Bases 1 to 1959 code for a protein of 652 amino acids. The transcript is spliced from 4 exons.